AUGCUCGGCAAGCACGCUUUGGCGCAGAUGCUGGCGGCUGAAGGGGUUGAGUACAUAUUCGGCAAUCCCGGCACCAGCGAGACGCCGUUCCUAGACGGCCUGCAGGAUUUCCCUCAGUUGCAAUAUAUUCAGGCGCUGCAAGAGGGGACGGCAGUAGGUAUGGCCGACGGAUACGCGCGGGCGACCGGGAAGCCGGCAUUCGCGAACAUACACAUUGCCGGGGGCCUGGCCAACGGGAUCAGCGGACUGUACAACGCGUUUCGGGGCGGGACGCCGCUGGUGCUGACGGCGGGGAACUCCGACACGCGGAUGCUCAUCAGCGAACCGGUGCUCUCGGGUGACCUGGUGGAAAUGACCAAGCAAUACACCAAGUGGAGCGUGGAGAUUCGGCACGCUUCGGAUAUUCCGGUGGCGGUCCGGCGGGCGUUCAAAGAAGCGAAGACGCCGCCAACCGGGCCGGUGUUCGUAUCGUUCCCGUGGGACACGAUGGACGAAGAGGUAGAUUUUGAACCGGUGUCUUCUUCCGACGGGUACUUCAGAAUCCGCCCGGAUGUGGCGGCGGUUGACCGGGCGACGGAACUGCUGGCGGGGGCCGAGAACCCCGUGAUCGUAAUCGGGGACCGGGUGGCGCAGUCGGGAGCGGUGGAUCAGGUGGUUCGGGUCGCAGAGCAGACUGGAGCGCGGGUUGUCGCCACAUCGUACUCGGAAGUGAACUUCCCGACAGGACACCCGCAAUGGGCCGGGAUGCUCAACCUGAAUAGUCCGGCGACGGCGCGGCAGUUUCAGAACGCCGACGUGGUGAUGGCAGUGGGCACGGAUGUCUUCUCGUCUUUCCUGUACGUGGACGUGCCGUUUUUGAAUCCAGACACGAAACUGAUCCACCUGGACAGCAACUACUGGGAGAUCGAAAAGAGCUACCCAACUGAGGUUGGGAUGAUGGCCGACCCGGCGGCGGGCAUGGCGGACUUGGCGGCGUCGCUGGAGUCGAGCAUGUCCGGCGGGCAGCGGGAAGCGGCGGCGACGCGCGCGGCCACCCUGGCGGCGGCGCGGGAGCGGGACGCGGAGCGGUACCAGGAGCGCAUCGCGGCGACGUGGAACAACGCGCCGAUGCCGGUGGAGCGGAUGAUGCACGAACUGGCAGACGCCGUUCCACCUAACACCAUCGUGGCCGACGAAGCGGUGACGUCGCGGCCGGCGCUGAACCGGGCGUUUGACUUCGAGAAGCCCGGAGACAUCUACGGGAUACGCGGAGGCGCCCUGGGCUGGGCGAUGCCGGGAGCGCUGGGGGUGAAGCUGGCGCAUCCGGAUCGGCCAGUCCUGGCGGUAGUGGGCGACGGGGCGUCGAUGUACACGGUGCAGGCGCUAUGGACCGCGAGCCGGUACAACAUCCCAGUGGUUUACGCCAUCUGCAACAACCAGGCCUACCGCAUCCUCAAGGUGAACAUGGAGGUCUACCUGCGGGACAUGCUGGAUGACCGGGAUCGGUCGAGCGAUUACGUGGGAAUGGACUUCGCCAACCGCCUGGACCUGGCGAUGAUGGCGCAGGCUAUGGGCGUGCAUGGCGAGCGGGUCGAUGAUCCCGCGGAGAUCGGGCCGGCGAUCAAUCGGGCAUUCGAAAGCGGGAAGCCGGCGCUGCUGGACAUUACGAUCAGCGGCGCAUUGUAA
Messenger RNA from Geodia barretti, 1665 nucleotides. Lineage: Eukaryota; Metazoa; Porifera; Demospongiae; Tetractinellida; Geodiidae. The record is from the annotation of a GenBank genome assembly.